CAGUAUUGGGUUACAAGUGCCCGAAUGACUGACCUCCAACAGUGAGACAGACGUUCAUAAGAUUAGCUUUAAACUUAAAUGCAGAAUUGAGAUGAAUUGUACAAUAAUAUGAUCCCGGAUUUGCGUAUAUGUAAAGGUUGGACAUUAAUUUCGCCAAUAUUAGAGAAAACAUGGCCGUACAAGGGAACAGAGAAGGACAUAUACCUCCAUCCUCGGUAUUUCUAGCUUCAGAUGAAGACGUUCACAUUUUCUGUGAACCAUGUGACAGAGGAGGGCCAAGACUACCUGCUUACGGUUACUGUAAAGACUGCAAAGAACAUCUGUGCGAGUCGUGUUUCCACCAUCAUAAGAGAGCAACACUGUCUAGAUAUCAUACCCUCCUUGAUAAAGGCAACAUGCCACAAACUCAGCAGCGUCCAAUCACAUCUGUCAAUGCGGGACAUGCGGAUGUUUUUAUAGAACCAUGUGCAAGACACAAGGACGAAAUGAUCACGUUUUAUUGUCACGCCCAUAGAGCACUUCUCUGCAGAGAAUGUGUACCUUUAGAACAUACUGUUACCACUUGCAAAGUCGAUUACAUCCCUGACAUAUCAAGAGAGACAGUAAACAGUCAACAGUAUCAUGCCACUCUCCAAGAUAUAAAAACCGUUACUGAAAAUUGGAAAAAUAUAACUGAAGACACAAGGAAAAUGAUCGUGCAAUCCAACAAUUCUAUUAAAAAUGUGUUGGAAGAUAUAAAGAAGUUUAGAAAGGAAAUAAAUCAAAAGAUUGAUAAACUGGAAAAACAAGCUGUGGACGCUGUAAGUGACAUCAGUCAAAGCAACGACAAGAGUCUAAAGGCAAUAGAAACAAAUUAUGAGGAGGCAACUAAAUCUUUAAAAAUAGCAGCUGACUCCGUUGAUUUACUAAACACGUCAAGGCAGGCAGAGCGACUUUUCGUGGAAUUGGAAAAGGCCGAAAACUUAAUUAAACACCAGGAAGAUAAAAUUUCUCAAGUAUUUACAUCUGGAUACAUAAAAGAAUACAAAAUCGAACCAAACAAAGAUAUAUCUAGUUUACUUGACACCGAAAAUUUGCUUGGCACAUUAACGUGCAAUGCAUUACAUUAUUCCAGCACAUUACUAACUAAACCAACAUCACAUCUUGGAGGUACAUUGUCUUCCAAUUCCAAACAAACUCCAUAUCAUGAGGGAAUGUCUAUCAAACCAAAUCAACAGGCACAACAGGGAAAUGUUGCAAAACUGCCCAAACAACCGUCGUGUUCGAAAGACACGGCUGUGAAUUCUAGACAACCAGUGCAUCAUGGUGAAAUUUCUGUGAAGACAUCACAAGAUGUAGAAAGAUGCUGGAUAACAGGAAUGACAUUGCUUACUCCAGCUCGUCUUGUUGUAACUGACUAUCGUAACCGUUCUUUAAAACUGAUUGAUACUCUAACUCAAUCUGUGAAAGACCAAAUUAAGCUAAGCAGCGAGCCCUACAAUGUUAGUUUGGCUACCAGUAAUGAGCUUGCUGUUACCAUGCCAACCGAACAAACAAUCCAGUUUAUAUCAGCCUCCAUCAUAUCUCUCGCAAAAUUACACACGUUGAAGGUUGAUGGAAAAUGUAGAGGUAUCAGCUGUUACCAAGAUAAAAUAGUUGUUUCAUUUGACAAUCCUGGAAAACUACAAAUCCUUGAUAUAAAGGGCAAGAUACUUACAACAGUUAAAACUAGUUCUAGCGGCGCAGAUAUUUUUAAGAGGCCAAAUUAUAUCCAAACUAGCAGCAGUUUUAUUUAUGUAUCUGACAGUGGAAAUAAAGCAGUUAUAAUGUUAGACUGGCAGGGUCAGGUGACUUGCCAGUACACUGACAUAUCUCGUCCGGAAGGACUCGCUGUACAUCCGGAUGGAUCUCUCUAUGCUUGUGGUAUAAAUGCGAUACACCUAAUGUCAGAAGAUGGCACCCAUGGAAAGACCGUGUUAAAGGUUUUGACGGGGCCUUUAGCUGUCUGUUGGUGCAACAAAGAAAAUAAAUUGUACCACAGUAGUUCUACUGGGGAAGACAAGCAUGACAAUUUUAUCCAGGUGUUUAGAAUGUGAGAAUAUGAACAUAGCGGAUUCUCUCUGUCCUUUGUUCAUGCAUCAAAGUGAUCAAUUGCGUUUUGACGUAUUUUGAGGAAUAAACAUUUAGUGACAACUAACGUAUGCGUAAACUAAAUUUGUCAAAAAAAAACGGUAUCUACGACACAUCUGUACGUCAAACUUUUUAUAGCAUUGCCGAUAUGUAGCAGUAUCUCGCAUACAAACUUAAAAUUUUGCACAUAUAUUAGGUGCAAUAUUAUAUCAUUAUUAUUUAGAUAUAAUACAUUACUGAAGUACCAUUUCUAGUGUUUAGCUCGACUAUUCGAAGACGCUAUUGUACUAACCUCCCUAGUUUGACAUCUUCUCGACUUUCUGUUUGUAAGCUGGUAUCUCAGUAACCACUAGUGGGAAUGGAUUGAAACUUUGUAACUUUGAACCUUUGUUUGUAGCAAGGCUUUUGACUAGUUCAGUCUUGCUGUGCGCAGCUCUUGUUUUAUUAGCUAUGAUAAAAGUUAAUGUAUAACCGAAUCACCCCUCAUAUAAGGUACGCUAGCCUGAUCUAAGUAUCUUCGGUUACAAUUAAAUGGUUUUUAAAAAGUUUAAAACUUCCACUACGACAGUGUUGAGGGAGUAUCACCAGAAAAAAAUGGAUUUAUUAUUGUGUGAGGAUUAUAUUUUAGACAAAUUGUGAGAAUCAUUUAGAAAGUGUUCUUGAGUAUUAGUGUUCAAGCAAUGUUUUCAAUUUUGUAGACCUGUAUUAAAUGCCAUGAUCAGUUAAUAUUUGACUAGGUGCUUAUCAUAUACUUCAGAAGUUUGUUUAAAGUACUCUAAUGUUGCCUUUUGUAAAAUACUUUGAGUAAAUAUAUUUGUUAUUGUUUAAAGUU
Mercenaria mercenaria is the source of this 2941-nucleotide messenger RNA. RefSeq lists its product as uncharacterized. Gene Ontology annotation, molecular function: zinc ion binding. Lineage: Eukaryota; Metazoa; Mollusca; Bivalvia; Venerida; Veneridae. The coding region runs from base 171 to 2075 and encodes 634 amino acids. The transcript is spliced from 2 exons. The record is from RefSeq and is a predicted model, not a curated record.